This is a messenger RNA of Malus domestica (apple), 1751 nucleotides long. Lineage: Eukaryota; Viridiplantae; Streptophyta; Magnoliopsida; Rosales; Rosaceae. The record is from RefSeq and is a predicted model, not a curated record.
GUUAAGGAGAAUUAAAAACUUUCCUGCUCUUUCUCUCUCUCUAAACUGUUAACUGCCGUACUUUAGCUUAAUGUUUUCUUUGCUGCUAAGCUUCCAAGAUUGUUAUGAUGGUAUCCAGAGCUUGCGAUUCACAUGUGGGAUUACAUAGUUCUUGAUUUACGAGCUCACGAUUUGCUGCAAUGUUGUAAGGUUUCUUUGUUCUCAGUCUUGUUCUUACGAAAUUUACAAUCUUUGCUCCUAGAUUUCUAGGGUUUGUAAAUUUUUGGGGGAAGUUUCGUUCGCUGUUCUUGUUUGCCAGUUGUGGUUCAUUUCUUCCUGGAAAUUUCGUUACUAUGUUCGUUCUGCUUAAGCGGUGAAUCAGAUCUGUUUUUCUGGGUUCUUUAUGCUCUGCUUAGUUGUUGAAUUUUUGGUUGAGUUCUUCCAUUUACGUUCAUCUACAUACUUUGAAGAAUAUGAGUUGAUCAAGGCUUAUGCCAUAUUUCUGAUUACUUGUUGAAAAGAUUUUAUGAAGGCAAAUGCCAAAAUUGAUUUGAAGGCCAAAGCCAUAUAAUGUUUGUUCUCUGAAUGUGUUGAUUAUUAUCAAGGCCAAUUGCCAGGAUUUUAUAAGAUGGCUAGUUCACAGUUCAAAGUUGAAAGUAUUUUGGGGAUGUUAACAAUUCGGCUUGGUGAUACAAAUUAUUCCAAAUGGGCAUAUCAGUUUCCAUCUGUACUCGGGGGAUAUAAAUUGUUUGAUCAUUUUGAUGGGACUUCAGUGUGUCCUCCAAAAUUACUCAUUAAUACUAAUACUGGAGUUACUAAAGAAAUCACAGUUGCUUAUCAGGAUUGGGAACAAACAGAUUUGACACUACUUAGUCUUUUAAUAGCUAAGCUUGGUCUAUGCUUGAGGAUAGGUAUGCUACUGUGUCUAAGUCUAGGAUUAACAUGUUGAAGACUGAAUUCCAGACAUUACAAAAGGGGGCAGAUACAAUUGAUAAGUACUUCUCUCGUCUUAAGUCAAUUCGAGAUCAACUUAUUACUGCUGGUGAAGUGAUUUCAAAUAAUGAUAUGAUCAUUGCUGCACUAGAAGGGUUACCAAGGGAGUAUGCCAUUAUAAGAACUGUUAUUUUGGCGACGGAGACGCUAUUUCUCUCAAAGAGUUUCGAGCACAACUUCUAUAUUAAAAGAGAUAUAGAUAGUCUUGAAAAUUAUUUGUAUAGUACUAUGGCAGCAAUGUAUAUGCAAGGCUCCUCUUCGCACAUUGGAUAUUCUGGUGCUUCUCAUGAUGGUUUUGUCGGUUCUUCUUCUCAAAAUGGUUAUUCUGGGGAGGGCAGUGGCGGGGCAUCGUCAUGAAAUCUUCCUUGAUCUCCUUCUUGGUGAGUAUCAAUGAGAACUUGGGCUUCUCCUCCUCAUUUUUCUUCUCUGAACCUGAACUCGAACUCGAAGCCCCUUUCACUAGCCUUGGCGACUUCACGCCAUUGUUACCCUCACUCCUCAACGGCAAGUAAUUAUCCUUCUCCUCCUCGAUUCUCAUCCCCUUAGCACCGCCGCCGCCGUUGAUUGGAGACUUGCACGCCGAUCACAAGUAUCAAUGUAUGCCGGCAUCGAAGCUCUCCUUCCAGCAUGAACAGAAGGUUGAAGAUGAUACCAAUUUAUUUUUUAAUAUCUGUGUGAUGCCCAGUUACUGUUCACGUGGUGCGUAUCAUUAGUUAACCGAAGUUCUGAUAGAAAAUUUAAUGAAUACAUGAAAUGUUAAAAAUCAAGAUUGAGAUUAA